Molecule: messenger RNA, 1054 nt
Organism: Tympanuchus pallidicinctus (lesser prairie-chicken)
Lineage: Eukaryota; Metazoa; Chordata; Aves; Galliformes; Phasianidae
Gene: MRPS22
Product: mitochondrial ribosomal protein S22
Exons: 8
Coding region: 16-1032 (338 amino acids)
Cellular component (GO): mitochondrial small ribosomal subunit
Molecular function (GO): structural constituent of ribosome
Source: RefSeq, a predicted model, not a curated record
CGGGGCGCGAGCAAGAUGGCGGCGCUCGCAGCGAAGGGCGCUGCUGUGCCGCCCGUGCGGCUCUCGCGCGUGGCGCGGGCGCUGUGGGGAUGGCGCGUGCAGCGGGGGCUUGGGCAGGACGCGGGGCCCGCGGGCGAAAAAAGGGAGGCGAAGCCUGCUUUUACGGAUGAAGCGGUUCAGGAUUUGCUGUACAGGAUGACGGGGCUGAACCUGCAGAAGGUUUUCCGUCCGGUUCGGCAGGAGCUGAAGCCGCCCAAGUACCGGCUGCUGACGGAGGCUCAGCUGCAGGAGGCCACGAGAAAAGCCAUUGAGGAGGCCAAAGAAAAGCUGAGAAUGCCGCCAGUGCUGGACGAACGAGAGCCCAUUGAUGAUGUGUUAGCAGACGACAAAGUCCUCGAGGGAACUGAAACUGCGAAAUACGUGUUUACAGAUUUAACUUACGCCACUCCGCAUCGUGAACGUUUCAUUGUCGUUAGAGAACCAAACGGUGUAUUACGUAAGGCAACCUGGGAAGAGCGAGACCGCAUGAUACAGAUCUUCUUCCCCAAAGAAGGGCGCAGAGUUACUCCCCCAGUGUUAUUUAAGGACGAACACCUCGGGACUGUGUUUCGGCAAGACCGUCAUGAAGAUAUCCUUAACAUGUGCAUUGCUCAGUUUGAGCCAGAUUCAGCUGACUAUAUCAGAGUUCAUCAUCGAACAUAUGAUGACAUUGAGAAACAUGCAAAAUACGAUCUGCUCCGCUCAACAAGGCACUUUGGAGGCAUGGUGUGGUACCUGGUAAACAGAAAGAAAACGGAUGGCUUGCUGAUAGAUAUGAUCAACAGAGACUUGCUGGAUGAUGCCACGAGUUUAAUCACACUGUAUCACAUGCUUCAUCCAGAAUGUCAGUCAGCAAAAGAAGCCAAAGAAGGGAAACUUCAUGGAAUUGAUCUGAUCAAGGUCUUUGUGAAAACUGAAUCACAGAAAGAAGGCUAUAUACAAUUGGCCCUCCAGGCAUACCAAGAAGCAAUGGCUACGUCUACAGCUUCAUGAAAUAAACAAUUCUUCAUCAUUA